AUGACUAAGAUCGACGACGAUCGAUUUGGAGUGGCCACUAGCUGCAGCACUGCUAGUCGACCGGAGGAGUGGCGUGCUGGAGGGAGCCAACUAGAGGAGUGGCACGGUGAAGGGGCUACUACACGAUCUAAGGCAUGGGUGUGCGAGGGGGUUAUGGUCGUUAGGCAUGAUGCGCGGGCAUCGACGAGCAAGCGUGUAGGGUCGGGGCACUCGGGAAGCCGUGGCAUGAGGGAGGGUCGGCUUGUGGCGGCAUGGGCGAAGCUAGGGUACGUGGAUGGUGAGGUUGGGGCAUUAGCCGGUGAUGGGAAGGCUUGGGUGAGAGAGAGAGCCGGCGAGGUAGGGGGCUUAGGCGUGUGUGGAUUGGUGCGGGCAUGCGAUCUAACUAGGGGAGAAGCCGUGGUGCCGAGGGAGGUUGGCCAAUGGCGGCUUAUGCGAGGACGAGGCGUGUGGGCAAUAGAGGUUGUGACGUGA
Molecule: messenger RNA, 471 nt
Organism: Dovyalis caffra
Lineage: Eukaryota; Viridiplantae; Streptophyta; Magnoliopsida; Malpighiales; Salicaceae
Source: the annotation of a GenBank genome assembly